Archocentrus centrarchus (flier cichlid) is the source of this 2945-nucleotide messenger RNA. It is a transcript of the gene rps6kl1, whose product is annotated as ribosomal protein S6 kinase-like 1. Gene Ontology annotation, molecular function: protein kinase activity; ATP binding. The coding region runs from base 104 to 2578 and encodes 824 amino acids. Gene Ontology annotation, biological process: protein phosphorylation. NCBI's taxonomy places the organism in Eukaryota, Metazoa, Chordata, Actinopteri, Cichliformes, Cichlidae. The transcript is spliced from 12 exons. The record is from RefSeq and is a predicted model, not a curated record.
GCUAAAGGCACGGGCUGCUGCUGAUGCUGCUGAUGCUGCUGGGGCGCAGGAUCCAGGCCAUGCUCGCCUUGCAUCAGAGGAACAUGCCUUGCUGUAAAGACCCAUGCUUUGGAGUCACUGGGAACAGACGCACUCUGAUUCCAGUGAUUGCCGACAGAGAUGCAUCUUGCUGUUGAUAAGAGCAAAGGCCCAUCCGGACCAAGACAAGACAGCAAUGGCAAAAAGAGAUUACUUGGUGGAGGCGGCCAAGCAGAUCCGCAUGGCACUGGACAGUGAGGUGAAUGAGGACUAUGAGGCAGCUUUCAGUUACUAUAAGAAUGGCGUGGACCUACUGCUGAAUGGGGUUCAGUUGGACCCAAACAAGGAUCGGCGGGAGGCUGUGAAAAGAAAAACAACCCAGUAUUUGAAGCGAGCGGAAGAAAUCUUUAUAACACAUCUGCAGGAUAACCUGGGAAAGGGGAGCUCUCAUUUAGGGGGCUACAGCAGUCUGAGAUUCCGCCCAAUCAGACACCUGAGUUCACCUGUAGAGGAUCUGGAGAUGUGCAAGGUUGUGGGAGUGGCUGAUAAGGUCCUGAUUGUCCAAAGCAUGGUCAACAAGGAGAUGUUUGUUGUAAAGAGCCUGGUUAAGUCUAGCUGGGAGAGCAGAGACCAGCCAACCAUCAUUCCUCAAGGGGUGCCAUACAUGGUUAAGCUGCUUAGAUACUACGUCAGCGAGGAUGCCGUAUAUCUGCAUUUGGAGCAUGUCAAAGGUGGGAGGCUCUUCUCCAAGCUGCAUAAGCUGAGAAACGAGAAGGGUAAGGAACACCCGGAAUGCUUCACAUCUCGGCAGCACAACAUCAAGCUGAAGGCCAGCCGCACCUCGCCCUCAAUCAACACAGACUACCAGCAGAACAAAAGAACAGCGGUGAUUCCUGAGAAGCUAAGCGAUGAAAGCCCAGAUGCAGACUUCCCAAUCUCAUGGGAUGAGACUCAGCAGCGGCUGGAGAGCUGCGGGACUCACUCCUACAUCGAGGAAACGGGUUGUCUGCAGAACACGCGCUCUGCAGCAUCUUUUUACACCAAGCUUGAUCGACUCACUCUGCUGUCUGGCCCAACGGGGACACAGGUCAAAACUCAUAUCCACCCACCAGCUCCUAGUUUGUGUUUGCACUCUAGUGAAACUCAGGAAAAGCCAGCUCUUCCUCUCUCCUGCACUCGUGUCAGUCAAGCUCUCGAUGUCAUGUCGGAGCUCCAUAAAAAGACAGCUGGAAUGGGGCUGUUAGAGUGCAGCUCCGAUUUUGAAGUGGCUUGGAAAGCUGCGGAUCCAGUGCACAACUGUGAGAAAAUAAACCCCUAUGCAGUGACUGAUGAUGAGUUACCCCUAGAACGAACUGCACCUCAAACAAAUCAGGACUUAUUUAUUAAAGCAGGAUCACCAAACAGUGAAAAUAUUUUGAGUUCUUCUCCUGCCAUUUUGCAUCUUCCUCUUCAUUGCCAAACCCAGAUCCAUGGCAGGGCAUCGUGGGAUAUGAAUGGCUCUCCCCAGGGAUCUGUUUUAAGUGGAAACUCUGCUGAAAUAAACACAAAGCAAGAAAGCAGCAGUCCCACUGUAGAAGAAAGAAAUGGGAUGGUAGUCAUCAGAAGCACAGACAGAGCAGUAUUUUCUGACUAUACAGAUACACAACUCACCUCAGACAGUUCUUGGACUUCCUCAGCUUCCCUCUGCCACAAUAUUCCAGAAAAAAAACAUGUAUUUUCACGGGUUCCCUUGGCUCUUUCAGGAGUUGAUUAUAAAGGAGACGCCUGCUCAAGUGAGGCAAAAGGUGUAGAUGGUGUAGAGGAGGCCUGUGAGCUGCUAAGCCCUGGAGAAAAGUGUGUACCUCCAACAGACAGAUCAUUUGUAGGCUGGUUCUCCUCUGGCUCGCAUGGAGCCCCACCUAACAGGAAGAGAGAGGAUGUGGAUGGUUUCCUAAAACCAGAAAGACCAGAUGAUCAAAGAGAAGACCAGAUCAUAGAGGUGGAUGGCUGGUGCCACCUGCCUCGAUUCCCUGUCAAGUCCCCUGGACCUGCAGAUAAAUCCAUGCAGACCUGCUGGGGCCUUCCCGAGAAUGAAGUGCGUGUCUGGGGGGCACAGAUCUUGUUGGCCCUGGAGAGCCUGCAUCAGCAAGGUAUCCUGUGUCGGGAUCUUAAUCCUAGAAAUGUUCUGCUCACUGGCAACGGAAAGGUGUGUCUGACAUUCUUCAGCCAGUGGAGCGAGGUUCAGUCAGAGAUUAGCUCCAAAGCCAUGGAACAGAUGUACUGUGCUCCAGAAAUCGGUGGAGUGUCCAGGAUUACAGAGGCCUGUGAUUGGUGGAGUCUUGGGGCUUUGCUGUUUGAACUUCUUACAGGAAUGCCUUUGUGGCAGCUCCAUCCAGCAGGAAUCCACUCCCACACUCAGCUGCUCGUCCCCGACCACCUGAGCGCUGCAGCCGCUUCUCUGCUCACUGAGCUGCUCCAGUUUGAUGCUGGUUAUCGCCUGGGCUCUGGAGGUGGGGGUGUAAGUGACAUCAAAUGUCAUCCCUUCUUCAACGGAGUCUCCUGGAAGGCUCUGAGCUGCUAGCAGGACACGAUCCCUGCGUGUUACACCGGAUUUGAAAAAGAACACUGGGCUGAAUCCAAGCAUCCUGAUGUGGCCCUAAUGGUUGCAGCAGCAUACGCUGGUUUCAGCAGAAUGUUGUGGUUCCCAAAGAAAUAUGACGUAAUAAAAACUGAAAGACAAAAUGGUGAACUGUCCCAUACACAGUGAAACAGAUGGAUUAUUUUAAACGCUUGAGAUGGAACGUAAAAUAUAUUUGAUGUGAUUUUGAUAGUUUUACAUAUCAACUUCACUAUCACCACACAUGAAACCUGAUGCCAACUAAACCUAACUUGUGACAAAAAAAAUUGGACUACUUAAUGUAGAAAAACAAUGAUGAACAAUGAAUAAA